AAAGAUACUCUGGCCACUGGUGAUUUAGAAUUAGGUAGUAAUACUACAAAGUAAAGUAUAAAUAAUUUUUUAGGAUAUAAAUUUAAAGCCAGCCGUUGUUGGAAAAAUGUCUGAAAACGUUAAUAUAGAUUUAGCUGGAGAAAUUAACGCUACAACAGAAAAAAGGGGAUUUCAAAAGUAUGUCAAUGAUUUGGAUUUACUACUCCAACAUGUGCGGAGUGGAGCAGCACCAACAUUGGUGAUGGGAGUUCUAUCUUCUCGACGGCCAUGGACCCAAUUUGUAGCUACUGAUAAUUUCAAAGCACCUGCUUCAAUUCCAAGAUUAUCUCGUAGAUUUUACAGAAACAUUGAACAUUUUCAAGCAAAUUAUUUAAUGAUAUUCCUGGGACUUUUUGCAUAUUGCUUAAUAACAACACCAUUGUUGUUGAUUGCAAUGGCUGCUAGUUUUUUUGGAUAUAAGAAACUCACAUCAGGACCCAAUACUUGGAAACCUAAAAUUGGCAAUUGGGAACUCACAAAAACACAGCAAUAUGUUGCAGCUGUAAGCUGUUCUACCCUUAUUAUGUGGCUAGCAGGAGCUGGUGCAGUUCUCUUUUGGGUUCUAGGUGCAACUGUAACUGUUGUGGCUCUGCAUGCAAGUUUCUUUGAUGCUGAAACUUUAGCUUUAUCCGACGACCCUGAUCAGUUUCCUAUGAUAGAGCAAGUUUGACAAAGUGAGUUACCCCUAUAUAUACCUAAACGAUCUGCCCACCAUUUGGAUACCUGAAGGAAGCACAUCUGUAUUUUUUAAGACUGGAUUUUAGGCAUUUUUUAGUACACUAUGCAACAACCCUCGACUUGAUGACCCGUAUAAGGUUUGUCUCAAAAACUUUGGAUGAAAUUUAAAAAUAUUAUAAUAUUUACUUAUAAGGUAAUUUGAUAAUAUUAGUCAAGAAAACUAUGAGUAGUGCCUCUCUCUAAGCAAAUUUUGUUUAUACUUAGUUUCAUGAAUCCUAUUAUCUAUGUUAAUAAAAUUAUAUUUUUAACUAA
Molecule: messenger RNA, 1029 nt
Organism: Pieris brassicae (large cabbage white)
Lineage: Eukaryota; Metazoa; Arthropoda; Insecta; Lepidoptera; Pieridae
Product: prenylated Rab acceptor protein 1
Exons: 7
Coding region: 107-709 (200 amino acids)
Cellular component (GO): Golgi apparatus
Source: RefSeq, a predicted model, not a curated record